AAAAGAAGAUGAAGACAGAGGAUAACAUUUCCUUUCACUCUGAAUCCUAAACCUACCAAUCCACCCAUCUAUCAUUGAUACAAAAUCUCUCUGUUUCUUCCUUCUUCAUCUCUCCAUCUUUAUCAUCUGAUUGCUUUGAACAUCCAAACCUCCCAAGGCUUCAUUUUCAUUUUUCUAACUAUUCAAAGGUGUUGUAAAAGGUUGAUAAGCAUGGAUGCUGAUUCAUGGAGUGCUCGUCUCUCUUCUGCGUCAAGGCGCUACCAGUCUGCUCUUCAAUCGCGAUCCGAUAUGUUCAUGGGGUUUGAAGAAAUAGAUGGAGAUGAUGAUAUAAGGGAGGAAUUUCCCUGCCCAUUCUGCUCAGAGUACUUUGACAUUGUUGGCUUGUGUUGCCACAUUGAUGAUGAGCAUCCUGUGGAAGCAAAGAAUGGGGUUUGUUUGCAGGUUUGUCCAGUUUGUUCAAUGAGGGUGGGGGUUGAUAUGGUUGCACACAUAACUCUACAACAUGGAAAUAUAUUUAGGAUGCAGCGCAGGAGGAAAACACGUAGAGGUGGAUCUCACUCAACACUUUCUUUGUUGAAGAAAGAGUUUCGGGAGGGAAAUCUACAGUCCCUUUUUGGGAGUUCUUGUAUAAUUUCCUCAUCUAAUGCAGCUCCAGAUCCAUUAUUAUCUUCAUUUAUCUUGCCUGUGUCUGAUGAUUCUGUUAGUGUCCAGUCUCACUUAUCUUCUGCAACAAGCUCAGGCAAGAAAAACUCUAAUGAGAAGGUUUUAGAACGUGACAGAAAUGUCCAGCCAACUCCUGUGUCCCUCAAGGAUCGGGAAGAGAAGGCGAAAAGGUCUGAGUUUGUUCAAGGGUUGUUGUUGUCCACCAUUCUUGAUGAGACGAUGAUGCAGCAGGGGACUUGAAAUUCACUUCUGCAAAACCCUGCAGUCUAUGGUUUGUUUGUAGUAAUAUGCCUAUGUAUUAAGCGCAGUGUUUGAAUAAGGUGUAGUAGAAUGAGUGUAAUUUAUGUUGCAACAAUAUGUUACUUAUUAGGCCUAAACAGACUUCAAUUUCAGCUUUCAUCUUUGGAUCAUAUAAUUUUAGAAUCAAAGAGCAAAAAGAAAAAUAAUUUAAACCCA
This is a messenger RNA of Mangifera indica (mango), 1119 nucleotides long. Its product is annotated as protein DEHYDRATION-INDUCED 19 homolog 3-like. The transcript is spliced from 5 exons. The record is from RefSeq and is a predicted model, not a curated record. Lineage: Eukaryota; Viridiplantae; Streptophyta; Magnoliopsida; Sapindales; Anacardiaceae. The coding region runs from base 211 to 903 and encodes 230 amino acids.